This is a messenger RNA of Pseudo-nitzschia multistriata, 1235 nucleotides long. The record is from the annotation of a GenBank genome assembly. Lineage: Eukaryota; Bacillariophyta; Bacillariophyceae; Bacillariales; Bacillariaceae.
UUGAAACAUGUACAUCGACGGUUUCCUUUACUACAASUCGGACACAAUCCACUUUUCACCCUCCGAAAGUAAGACACCGAUCAUGGGUGUUCCGUAAUACGUCGCAAGGAUUGCCAAAACGACCGUGGUAGUGAUCCGGUUCAURUUCGUCAUUUUCCCCCUUGCGCCGGGUGCAUCCUUUGCCAGUUUCUCUGUGUGCAGGGCCGCCUUGCCGACGGGAGCAACGGUAAAACCAUCCCCCUUGACGCAUGGUAUCAUGUCACCGACAAGGGUCUGCCCCGGGAUCCGAACCCUUCCCUUUCCAGCUUCUCGCAUAGCAAGCUCGGCCAGAGACAGAUUGUUUUCUACAUAGGGAUAUGCAAAUGACUCGGCCAAAGGAAUAUCGACGAAUCGGUCUUGUUUGAUGAUCGGGACUCGCACGGAGUACUCUCCAAACAURUAUUUUUUCAUAGCCUUUGUCUUCGCCAAGUUUUCACGGAGGAUUCGUGUCUCCAUCACGGCUUCGGUAGUCGCUAGUUUUUGCUUGAGUUUCUCGGCCUGUUCUCGUCUACGACGCUCUUCGUCGGUCUCGGGUUUGAUCAGGCUAAAGUAGUAUAGGUCCAACAGUUUCAUCCAGGGCCCAAAAAUAGUCCACGCGAAAAUCCGAGACCCCCACUUGAUGCACCAGGCCCAUGGGAYGAACAAACACAGAAUGGACAUCACGAGGCUGCCCGUUGUGAUCCAAAACGAAAAAUACGCCUCCUGCCACGUGAAAACGUGUUUCAGAACACGCACGCCUUUGACAACAAUUCCGAGCGUGAUCUGGAUUGGGAAUAAGGCCGCCCGCAUGGGAUCGAUCGCGAGUCCCCCCUCCCCGACCUUUGUGCCAAGUUCCGUGUCCGCCUCUCCGAUUUCUGCCAGUUCCCUUUGCCGCUCCUUUUCGGCCUCGGUUGCUGCUUCGGCUAGCUCCUCGGCCCGCUUCUCUGAAUCCUCCACCCGCUUUACCCAUUCUUCUUCUUCCUCCCGUGCCUUAUCAAAAUUCUCGAAUGGUUGGAUCCGGUGGGGCUCUACAUGGUCGUCUCCCAGUAACAGCAUGUUCAGGAUUUGAAAGUACGAAUGGCAACGGACCCAUACGUUUUCGGAACUCAUUCGCCAUCCACCGACAGCAAUGAGCAACCACGCAAGAGUUCCAAAGCAAUAGGACGGAAAGAGCGUUGGAUUUUCCACCAAGACAAUAGCAAGGACAAACGCUAUUG